UCGUUCAGACGAAGUCGCAUUUUGAUAAAGGACUUACGUAUGAGUCGUGUUUAAUAAAUAUACCUUAAACUAAAAUAUAUACAAAAUAAAUUAAUAACUAUAUUUAAACAGUAUUAACUAUAUUUAUACAAAUAAAUAAAAAUAUUUAUAGUUAAAAUAAAUAAAUUUCAUCUCUAAUACGUGUAAUAACUCGUAUAUUAUUAUUGUAUAAAAACAUAUAAAUUGUUUCCAAAAAAAUUUAAGAUACCUACUACGUUCUGCCACGCUGAGUGAAUUUUCAAUAAAGUAGAAAUAAUGAAUGUGAAUAAAUGUGACUUUCUUACAUUGUCAUGUUUUUUAACUUUAUUAUAUAUUGCGCAAGUAAGAAGUUCUGGGGCCUUGAGUCCUUUGGAUCCAUCCUCCUUUUCAAAGCCUGAUUUGGCUGUUAUGAAACAUGUGUCACUGGUUUGGAAUGUAGAUUUCGAUAGAAAAGUAUUGGAUGGGGCAGCUGUUCUUGAUUUUGAGAUAUUGCAAGAUACUGGAGAAUUGAUAUUAGAUGUGAAAAAUUUGACUAUAGAGAAGAUAGAUUUGGAGGAUGGUACGCCAUUACAGCACAAAAUAGAUGAUGAAGUGCCUAAAUUUGGAUCUAAGUUAACUAUCACUCUACCUAAACCAGUCACUACCGGUGAUAAAUUAAAAAUAAAAAUUAAAUAUGUGACAUCCCCGUCGGCGUCUGGGCUUCAAUGGCUGAAACCAAGCCAAACAUCAGGGAAAAUUCAUCCUUAUCUCUACAGCCAGGCUCAGCCGAUCCACGCGCGAUCAAUCCUGCCGUGCCAAGACACCCCAGCGGUGAAGUUCACGUACGAUGCGGAGGUGAGAGCGCCCAAAGAGUUCACGGUACUCAUGAGCGCGCUCCGAGGUGAGGCCAAAAACAACAAGACCAGUUUCCAGCAGCCCGUUCCGAUACCCGCAUACUUACUGGCCUUGGCUGUUGGCGUGUUGGAGUAUAGGACUGUUGGACCGAGAUCACAAGUAUGGUCUGAAAAAGAAGAUAUCGAACGUAGUGCACAAGAAUUCGCAGAAGUAGAGAAAUACCUCGAAGCUGCAGAGAAAUUAUGCGGCAAAUAUGAGUGGAGCCAGUACGAUAUGCUAGUGUUGCCGCCCUCUUUCCCUCACACGGGUAUGGAAAACGUUCGUCUUACUUUUUUCCCGCACUCUGUUGUGGCAGGUGACAAGAGCAUGUUACACAAUAUUAUUCAUGAGAUCAUGCACAGCUGGACGGGUAAUCUCGUAACGAAUAAAAACUUCGAGCAUUUCUGGCUGAAUGAAGGCUUUACCGUAUUUCUUGAGAGGAAAGUCAGCGCUUCAUUAAUAACGGAUGCUGAAGAGGCUAAAAGAAGUAGAGAUUUCCAUAGUCUGUUAGGUUUGCAAGACCUGACUGAAACUAUAAAGGAUCAUCUUGGUGUUACAAAUCCCUUAACACGACUCGUACCCGAUUUGAAUGGCGUACACCCAGACGAUUCAUUUUCUCAAGUUCCUUAUGAGAAAGGCUCACUGUUCCUGCGCUAUCUGGAAGACUUACUAGGAAGGCCCGCGUUAUUUGAUGAUUUUCUUCGUUCAUAUAUAAAGAAGUUUCAAAAGCAGUCAAUAGACACAAAUCAGUUUAAAGCGUAUUUGCUCGAAUACUUCAAAGAUAAUGAAAAACUGAAGAGCGUUGAUUGGGAAGCAUGGCUGUACGGCAGUGGCAUGCCACCUGUAAUACCUAAUUAUGAUACUUCUAUGACGAAAGAGGUGACAGAACUUCUUUCAACCAUCAACGACGCUAACACGACCCUCAACUACAAUGACGUGAAGAAAUUUACUCCCCACCAGUUCAUUUACCUGUUGCAACAAUUGAUUAGACAAUCUCCGCUUCCGGUUGAAAAAUUGCGAGUUCUUGGGGAAGAGUAUAAAGUCAGUGAUAGCAAAAAUGCGGAAAUAGCUUACAGGUGGUUGAGAUUGUGCAUCAAAAGCCGAGACAUGACGAAAUUGAACGAUGUGUUCGAAUUCAUCAAUCAAGAAGGUGUAAUGAAUUAUAUACGACCUAUCUACAGGGACCUAUAUGCUUGGGAGGAUGUAAGAGAACGAGCUAUAGAAAACUUCCUGAAAAGUGAACAAGACAUGUUCCCCGGUUCUGCAUACACCAUCAGACAAGAUUUACAUCUUAUUUAAUUACUAAUUAAUAAUUUUAUUCGUAAAUUUGAUCAGUUUAAUAAGUAAUCCGAACCUGUGGAUAAAUAGGAAACGAAUCUAUGUUAUCUACCACAUAUACGAUACAGAACGAAACAGAAACAUUAAGCCACUUGUUCUUUCAUUUGCAAAAGGUAGCGUAAAUGUAUCUACAGAUUAUAUCCCUAGAUACAUUUACGCUACCUCUUGUUAUAUAACGGUAUUUCGAGGAUAAAAUUUAAAAAUAGUUCAUAUUAAUUAUUUUAUAAAUAUGUAGAAGGUUAUUUUGUAAGUUUUGGAAUAAUUAAACUAUUUUUAGUAUUU
Messenger RNA from Galleria mellonella (greater wax moth), 2511 nucleotides. Its product is annotated as leukotriene A-4 hydrolase-like. The transcript is spliced from 12 exons. NCBI's taxonomy places the organism in Eukaryota, Metazoa, Arthropoda, Insecta, Lepidoptera, Pyralidae. Gene Ontology annotation, molecular function: epoxide hydrolase activity; zinc ion binding; aminopeptidase activity. Gene Ontology annotation, cellular component: cytosol. Bases 295 to 2190 code for a protein of 631 amino acids. Gene Ontology annotation, biological process: proteolysis; peptide catabolic process. The record is from RefSeq and is a predicted model, not a curated record.